GCCCUGAGUUCUUGUGAAAUGAAAGUGAACAAUAGAUUUUCUGUCUUGUCAUAUGGCACAUCUAGAGAGAAGUUUGUUUGUUUUUAAUGACUAUUUCGCAUUGCUAUUGAUAAUAAUCUGAUAUUUCUUUUUAAAUCAGAAGUGGUAGUUGUGACCGGUAAGGUAAGGGGGUAUAUCUGAUAUUUUAACUUCCCAAAAAUGAACAAACAUUUCUAUUAUAAAACAAAACAUGCUGAAGAGAGAGAGACACAGGAUAUACCGUAUGUGUUAUUGUGCUUGAGAGAAAUAGAGAACAGGACAAACAGAAAAGUAGCUUAAAAACGAUGUGUAUAGUUAUGGUUUCAAACUUUUUUUUUAUGCAGGCAAAAUGGCAGAAGCUGGUUUUCCUAGUAAGCCAAGGAUGGGAAAAGUAUGCACCUGUGUCGUAGGUCAUACUUUCAAUUCUGAUAAGGACUUGGUAAGACAACUCACUGGCGAGGAGACUGUACUGAAGUGUCACUAGCGGAGAGUGAUGUCAUCAUAAUGAUCUGUCCUAUGGGCAGUGACUUUGGAACUCUGGACCUUGAUAUACAACUGGAGGUGGUCUCAGACUACCUAGCUGGUAGACCUGUUGUUCUGGUGGUGCUGCACCAUGACACUUUCGACCCAGACUCCACUAUACCUGACAGCAGCAGACUAGUGACCAGAGGUGAGGUAAUACUCACAGUGGACUGUCUAUUUAAUCACAGAGGACUGCUGGACUGUCCUCGCAAUAAAGAAGCAGUCGAUACGAUUCUGAAGAGGCUAAACGUACAACCAAAGCAGGAACUCACAGAAGGUAAGCCAAGGAUGGGAAAAGUAUGCACCUGUGUUGUAGGUCAUACUUUCAAUUCUGAUAAGGACUUGGUAAGACAACUCACUGGCCGAGGAGACUGUACUGAAGUGUCACUAGCGGAGAGUGAUGUCAUCAUAAUGAUCUGUCCUAUGGGCAGUGACUUUGGAACUCUGGACCUUGAUAUACAACUGGAGGUGGUCUCAGACUACCUAGCUGGUAGACCUGUUGUUCUGGUGGUGCUGCACCAUGACACUUUCAACCCAGACUCCACUAUACCUGACAGCAGCAGACUAGUGACCAGGGGUGAGGUAAUACUCACAGUGGACUGUCUAUUUAAUCACAGAGGACUGCUGGACUGUCCUCGCAAUAAAGAAGCAGUCGAUAUGAUUCUGAAGAGACUAAACGUACAACCAAAGAUAUAGUUACAACUUAUAGCCCACUUUAAGUUAUUUAGCACAGCACUUGCACACCACACAACGCUUGUUUAGGUGGGUUGAGUUUUGGCCAGCCUGGCGACAUAAAUUAGUUAAAAGACAAUUAAGAAAGGGAGUUCCAAACUUCUCUGCCAAUAACAGCUAGUUUUCAGUUUUCCCCUCCCCACUCAGACCACUCCCAGACAGUUCUAGGAAAAUUAUGUUCAGCUUGAUUGAAUUGUAUAAGCACUUCUUUCAAUCAACUUAUGGAAACCACCAAAAUGACUAUUGGAGGGAUGCAAUGAAUUGUAUAUUGAUGUUGAAUUGAGUUUUCAACUGACACGAGUUGAAUAUAUUGUACAUUAAACAACAACUAAAAACAAUUGUAAAAGUAAUUAAACAGUUUUCCCUAUUGAAUGUGCAUUGAUUGAAACCUGAGGUCAUCUGAAAUAAAAUCUUCAAAUGCUGAUGACGCCUUGCAAAUGCAAUAAAAACAAACAGCUUUGAUGAAAUGUGAACUAUCUAUUUGAAUUA
Messenger RNA from Oncorhynchus tshawytscha (Chinook salmon), 1761 nucleotides. RefSeq lists its product as uncharacterized. The transcript is spliced from 6 exons. The record is from RefSeq and is a predicted model, not a curated record. The coding region runs from base 523 to 1236 and encodes 237 amino acids. Lineage: Eukaryota; Metazoa; Chordata; Actinopteri; Salmoniformes; Salmonidae.